CCUGGAUCUGUUCCACUCAUUAGAACCUUUAAUUCUCCUCAAUUUUUCUCUCUACUAUCAUGUUCAGGAGAGGAAGAAAGGGUGUGUUUUUUUGCCUGGCGACGCAAUUUCACUGCCUUUGCCUUUCUCAAAAAAUCCUUGGGUGGAAUCGGUAGUGACUCGGAUUACAGACUUAGGUGAUAAGAAUGUUGACAAAAGCCAGGGGGGGGCGGCCUGCGAAGGAGGCAUCUGGAUCGAGCACGUCUAG
This is a messenger RNA of Ilex paraguariensis (yerba mate), 247 nucleotides long. Lineage: Eukaryota; Viridiplantae; Streptophyta; Magnoliopsida; Aquifoliales; Aquifoliaceae. The record is from the annotation of a GenBank genome assembly.